Messenger RNA from Penicillium soppii, 1098 nucleotides. Its product is annotated as cyclin-dependent serine/threonine-protein kinase phoA. The coding region runs from base 1 to 1098 and encodes 365 amino acids. Gene Ontology annotation, cellular component: cytoplasm; nucleus. The record is from RefSeq and is a predicted model, not a curated record. Gene Ontology annotation, biological process: protein phosphorylation. The transcript has 3 exons. Gene Ontology annotation, molecular function: ATP binding; cyclin-dependent protein serine/threonine kinase activity. NCBI's taxonomy places the organism in Eukaryota, Fungi, Ascomycota, Eurotiomycetes, Eurotiales, Aspergillaceae.
AUGGAGCGUCCCAGGGAUCCUGCCGUUCACCCUUUUAAGAUCGCUUCAAGUCUUGUCUCUCCAGGUUCAUUUCUUUUCUCUAAAAAACCAUCGGGCCCAUCGGCGUCCAAAGUUCCACAGAAAAUGGAUAAAUCCCAACAACCCAGCUCCUUCCAGCAGCUGGAAAAGCUCGGUGAAGGAACCUAUGCUACCGUCUUCAAAGGCCGCAAUCGCCAAACUGGCGAGAUGGUCGCUUUGAAAGAAAUUCAUUUGGAUUCGGAGGAGGGCACACCGUCAACCGCAAUCCGCGAAAUCUCAUUGAUGAAAGAACUGAAGCAUGAGAGUAUUGUCUCACUCUACGAUGUCAUCCACACCGAGAACAAACUGAUGCUCGUCUUCGAGUUCAUGGACCGCGACUUGAAGAAGUAUAUGGACACCCGCGGUGAUCGCGGACAGUUGGACCCUGCCACGGUCAAAUCUUUCAUGCAUCAGCUCCUCAAAGGCAUCGCCUUCUGCCACGACAACCGUGUCCUCCACCGCGACCUUAAGCCGCAGAACCUCCUCAUCAACAAGAAGGGCCAGCUGAAGCUCGGUGAUUUCGGACUGGCUCGCGCAUUCGGCAUCCCGGUCAAUACCUUCUCCAACGAAGUUGUAACUCUGUGGUACCGUGCCCCAGAUGUCCUUCUCGGCAGCCGUACCUACAAUACCAGCAUCGAUAUCUGGUCCGCCGGCUGCAUCAUGGCAGAAAUGUAUACAGGGCGGCCAUUGUUCCCCGGCACAACGAACGAGGAUCAAUUGAUCAAGAUCUUCCGUCUGAUGGGAACACCCUCUGAACGCACAUGGCCCGGUAUCUCCCAGCUGCCCGAGUACAAAUCCAACUUCCAUAUAUACGCCACCCAGGAUCUGUCUCUGAUCAUUCCUCAAAUGGACCCUGUCGGGAUGGACCUCUUGAACCGUAUGCUACAACUCCGCCCGGAGAUGCGCAUCAGCGCCACCGAGGCUCUCCAGCACCCUUGGUUCCAUGAUCUGCCCCAGAUCCAGGCUAAGUUGCAGCAGCAACACCAGCAACAGCAGAUGGCUGGGUAUGGAGGCAUGAUUCCCCCGCAGCCUGCGUAUUAA